Messenger RNA from Melanotaenia boesemani (Boeseman's rainbowfish), 1870 nucleotides. RefSeq names its product syntaxin binding protein 3 (gene stxbp3). The transcript has 19 exons. Gene Ontology annotation, cellular component: secretory granule; plasma membrane. NCBI's taxonomy places the organism in Eukaryota, Metazoa, Chordata, Actinopteri, Atheriniformes, Melanotaeniidae. The record is from RefSeq and is a predicted model, not a curated record. The coding region runs from base 69 to 1847 and encodes 592 amino acids. Gene Ontology annotation, molecular function: syntaxin binding. Gene Ontology annotation, biological process: neurotransmitter secretion; vesicle-mediated transport; intracellular protein transport.
GUCCGUGGACACGGGACCGACAGGAAGAAGAGGCGCAGUUGGGGAAAAGAAAAACUAAAGAAAACAAAAUGGCAGCAGGCUCUGGACACGGGUUGAAAGGAAUCGUUUGGAAAAGACUAAAAGACACAAUUAUCACAGACUGCAGAAAAUCGGAAGUAUGGAAGAUAUUGAUUCUGGAUCCCUUCACCACCAAGCUCCUUUCAUCAUGCUGCAAAAUGUCUGAUCUGAUUGCAGAGAAAAUAACAAUUGUAGAGGACCUGUACAAAAGCAGAGAACCUGUUCCUGAAAUGAAGGCAAUCUAUUUCAUGACACCAACAUCCAAGUGCGUGGAUGCCUUUAUUGCUGACUUCAAGUCCAAACCCAAAUACAAAUCAGCAUAUGUUUAUUUUACUGACUACUGCCCUGAUGACCUGUUCAACAACAUGAAGCUCUACUGUGCAAAGUACAUACGUGUCUGCAAAGAAAUCAACAUCUCCUUCUUACCACAAGAGGCACAAGUAUUCACCUGUGAUAAUCCUGGGGCUUUCCGAAGCAUCUACAGUCCUCACAGUCAAGACAAAAAGAAGACACUGGAGACACUUGCAGAUCAGAUCAUCACUCUCUGUGCCACGUUGGAUGAAUACCCAGGGGUCAGAUACAAGAAAGAUGGAAACAUGGAGAACGCCAAAGUUCUUGCCGAGUUGGUUGACAACAAGCUGGCUAGACACUACGAGCUGGAUGACAGUGGUAAGAAAAAGGUAAAGACCCCGGCCCAGCUGCUGAUAGUUGAAAGAGGUUUUGACCCUGUCACCCCAAUCCUUCAUGAGCUCACCUACCAGGCCAUGGCCUAUGACCUUAUUGAUAUCCAGGAUGACACCUACAAGUACAAGUCUAAAGACGGCUCAGAGAAGCAGGCUCUGCUGAACGAGGAUGAUAUGCUCUGGGUGAAGCUACGACAUAAACACAUCGCUGAGGUUUCAGAACAAAUACCCCAGAUGAUGAAGGAAAUAUCUGCUAAAAAGAAACAGCCGGAUGAGAAGAUCACAAUUAGCAAUUUGGCGCAAAUGAUGAAGAAGAUGCCUUCAUUCCGUAAACAGCUGAAUCAGAAAACUAUCCAUCUGCAGUUGGCUGAAGACUGCAUGAACCAGUUCACAAACAACGUGGAAAAACUCUGCAAGGCUGAACAGGACCUUGCAGUAGGUGCAGAUGUGGAUGGGGUGAAGGUGAAAGAUCCAAUGAGGACUCUGCUGCCUGUUCUGCUCCACCCAUACAGCACCUAUGACAAAAUCAGAGCUGUGCUGCUUUACAUCUUCAGCCUCAGCGGAACAACAGAUGAAAACUUAAGUAAACUUAUCCAACAUGUCAAGAUUGAGAGUGAUCGUGAGUUUAUCCUGAACUGGAAAGAACUGGGCGUCCCGAUCAUCACAUCGCCUAGUUUCUUCUCUCGCAAACCAACCCGGCGGGAUCGUUCCCAGGAUGAGAGGUACACCCUCUCAAGAUGGACUCCGGUCAUAAAGGAUGUGAUGGAGGAUGCUGUAGAGAACAAACUGGACACCAGAGAAUGGCCACACCAGUCUGAGUGUCCUGCUGCCUGGAAUGGCUCCGGAGCUGUCAGUGCCCGGCAGAAGCACAAACCCAGUGCUCAGGAUGAACGCCGCUCUGGCUCACGUCUUAUCAUCUUUGUUAUUGGAGGGAUGAGUUACUCUGAGAUGCGAUGUGCUUAUGAAGUCACACAGGCAGUGAAAUCCUGCGAAGUCAUCAUAGGUUCAUCCCACAUUCUGACCCCCACCAGUCUUCUGAAUGACAUCAAAGCCUUGAGCAAAGGCCCAAUGGAAACCUUUACAGUAGAGGAAAGGAGUAAUGCCUGAAAAAUGUGGCCCCCAUAUAAUAU